AAGAAGAAGGGAGUUUUGAGGCAUUCUCAAAUCGUUUCUCAUAUUGUUCUUCAGAAUAGUUGGGGGAACUCAGAGAGACGGAAAUACACCCCAAGAGAAAACGAAGAACACAGUAGAAGAAACCCCCAAUUUUUACACUUAAAAGACACUGAAAUCUCUUCACACAGAAGAAGAAGAGGAAGAACAAGAAGAAGAAGAGAUAAUCUAGAGCUGCAAACUGCUAUUUUUCUUCGAAAUUUUGAUUGUUUUCUGUCUCCCUUUUCUGUGCCUUCUGUUUCUGGUUAAUCUCUGUUUGAGCGAGAUUCGAGAGAGAGAUCUUGUCCUUCUACAUUGCCCACUCUGUAGCGGACAAGGGUUUUGACGGAUCGUAACUGGGUGGCUCUCCAAUUUAUCGGUUUCGCACUAAUUAGGGUUUGGUACCGACUAUGGAUUGAAAGUAUGAUUAUGACUGGGUCAUCGCGCUUUCUCUUGAAUGGGCUGCUGCUCCGAUCUUUCCUGGGAUUCGGGUUUUAGUCUGUACUUCGUCGAGGCCGCGAUUCUGUAACUGUAACGUACCACUAGAAUGAAGUGAACUUUGCUGGUCUGAUCAUGGAAGAGGAUUGCACAUUAUAGACUUGUUUUUGGCAGUGAACAGUUUCAACCCAAUCAAUUUCUUGGAUUACAUGGGAUUUUCAAUACAGUUUUAGGUUUUUCAUCUCUAAUUAGGAGGUUCUGUUGGUUUAAAGAGGAGCUAAUAAUUCGCCCCCGGAGGAAAAUCAAGAGACCAUUGCUUUGAAUCAUCGACAUUUUCCACGAGCCGAACGGGAGAGCUAAUUUGUUGCUUAGGAGUUAUUUUUAUCUGCGUUUCAGUUGAUUUCGCCCUUUCGUAUUUAGGAUUUCUCUGAUAUCUGGGAACUUGGUUAGAAUUCAUUUAGUCAAGUGGCAGAGUUGGCUCUUGUUAUUUUUGAGAAUUUGGAAAUAUCUCUUGGCCUGUACUUAUUAUUCCUGUACUCGUGUUUAUAGUGUUUAUAAGUGGGAGAGUUCUCUGAGGUUUGGACAUUGCAAUUUCUGGAUUGACUAAGAAGCAUAUGGAGGAAUAUUGAAGCUGGAAAUGAAUGCGAGGACAUGGUGCAUGGACAGCAGCUUAGUUUCUUGUUCGUUCCCUUUUCGGAACAGUGCUUCUGGAAGGUAGUUACAGCAUUUUCGCCCGUGGAGAGAGCUCUUGUUUUUUGUCUAGAUACUCUGCAAUGUCGCGCUGUUUUCCAUUUCCGCCACCAGGAUAUGAGAAGAAAUCUAGGGCAGAGGAUGCGGACCUACUAAAAAAGGAGAAGAGCAAAGAGAAAAAACAUAAAAAGGAGAAAAAAGAGAAGGAGAAGAAAGAGGGUAAAGAAAAAAGAGAUAAGGAUAAAAGUGAGGAGAAACGCCGGGAAAAGAAAGACAAAAAUAAAGAUCGUGACAAAAAGAAGGAAAGGGAUAAGGAGAAGGAGAAGGAGAAAGCACCACAUGCCUUGGAGGACAGUAGAUCUUCUGGGAAAAUCAAGAGUCAAAAUGGAGAGGAAGUUGUUAGAAUCAAACAUAAUAGUAUCCAAGAGGAGAAGCAUUCUGGGAAACUUGAUUCUUACGUCGGAAAUAAGAUUAGUCAGAAUACUGUUCUUCCUAAGGAGACGAAGAACUCGAAGUUGGUGCCGGAGGUGGGGAGGAGAAUCGAGGACAGUGGAACUGCAAAGGUCGAGAAACUUGCUGUUGCACAACCGAAAAGGGACGAUGGAGUGGCCACACAGGUGGCUAGGAGUUCUGAGAUCUUGUUUGAAGGUAAUAAGGAACAUAUCAAGAACAAGACAAUUGAUCAAGGAAAAUACAACGGUCAAGGAAUUAGACACGACGAAAGAUUCAGUGGAGAUUCUACGGUCCCAAGUUUCACUGCAACUACAACUACGACUGCGAAUGCAACCGUUGAAUCAGCAGAGAAAAUUGCGGAGAAAAGGAAAGAAACAAAUGAUAAAAUCAGACCGAAAGAAGGCGAAGCAAAACGAGGGAGCAAGCACAAGGAUAAAGAUAAAGAGAAAAAAGGACGAUCAAACGAUAAAGCGACCGAUAAAGAGAAGAAGAAAGAAAAGAAGGCGAAGGAGAAGAAGGAGAAGAAGGCGAAGGAGAAGAAGGAGAAGAAGGCGAAGCAGAAAGAGGAGGAAGAGAAGAAUGCAGUGGUAGAUAAAACAAAAGAGAUCACUAAGGAUAACCUCAUAGGUAGGCAUUCUACAGACACAAAUACAUCACAACUUCCUGACAGCAAUAUUGGUGCUGCAGUUGAAGAAAAUCUAAUUAAGAAACGGAAAGCGUUUGAGCCUAAUGGAGUCUUGCACGCAAUUGACAACAGAUCCAGUAAGUUGUUGAGGCCAGCUUCUCAUCCAUUGAAGGAAAAUGGAAGGAUACUCGAACCGUGCUUGGCUUCCCCCUUGCCUCCUUCAGAGAGACAGACCGUGGAAGCAAAUGACGUUAUUUUGUUUAGUAAAGAACGUAAGAUAAAUGGCAUUAUUGAAGCUCACCACCCGCCCGCCUCUCUGAAACACAAGACAAGCGAACAGGAUGAUCAUCCUCAAUCUCAACCUCAACCUCAACCUCAACUUCAACUUCAACCUCAACCUACUGCAAUACAUAAAAAAUCACCCCAUCCAGAUUCCAAGUUCCUGAGUGUGGUAUAUUCAGUUCCGAAAAUGGAGGAAUUGUCGGACUCUGAUAACCAGGAUUGGUUAUUUACCAGUAAUAAUUCCCAAGCGAUGAAGCCCGAGUUGGAAGCUUCAGAAGCCAAGGAAAUGCUGCAGGUAUGGGCCGAGGCGAUGCAGAUAGAACCAUCUGAUGUUUAUGCUCUGCCUUAUGUUAUUCCCUACUGAUGGUCUCACAUGAUUGGGCAUUUUUUACCAACUUGACUUGACUUGACUCAACUCGGGGUCGACCCACGUUGGAAUCGUGUUGGGGUUGUGGUUCACCAACAGCCAGCUAGGUAUGGAGUUUUUCGAUUACUCAACUACAUUCACAUUCUUGCUUGGUUCUGGCAGCUGGCUGGCUCGCUGGGGCUGGACAUGUGAGUUUGAUCAUCUUCCUAUCAAAUUGUUGAUUGGAACAGCAGCAGCUGUGGAAUGCUCUUGUUGAUCAUUGAUGGGUGCUGGCGGGGUGUCACAAUCGCCUUUUUCUUGGACAAGCAUGACGGUGACACGGGGCGGCCAGGUACGGGAGGUGGUUUUUGGGUUAGGACAUUAAAUAACUAAUUCAUUGAAAUGAGAAAAUUCAUAAAGGUAGCUCUGGGAGGUGUUUUUUCCUGCAGAGAGAGAGAGAGAGAGAGAGAGAGAGAGAGAGAGAGAGGUGUGAGCUUGUGGUAUUUUAUUUAUAAUUUGGUUGGAGCUGAAAAAAAGCACUUUCUAAUUGAGAAUGUGAAAGGAAUUAGAUGUGGUCUUUACAACUCCACAAUUUUGAUUUGUAUCAUACAACUCAACUUUUUAC
This is a messenger RNA of Cucurbita maxima (winter squash), 3474 nucleotides long. RefSeq names its product myb-like protein X. The record is from RefSeq and is a predicted model, not a curated record. Bases 1227 to 2867 code for a protein of 546 amino acids. The transcript is spliced from 4 exons. NCBI's taxonomy places the organism in Eukaryota, Viridiplantae, Streptophyta, Magnoliopsida, Cucurbitales, Cucurbitaceae.